AUGAGUAUGGAUUUGAAGAGAAUUUCUGUAGAAACGACAUCAUUCGACUUUGUCGUUAUUGACCAGUUCAAAAAAUCCGCCUUUUCAGCGCCAAAUACCAAGAUGAAAACGAUCAAGAGUUGCGUUAACAAAUUUAUCAAUCGAUUUAAUUUGUAUGAGGAGCAACAUAUAUUUUGGCAACCCGUCCAAAAAUCGAAUGCCAGAUUGCUACUAAAUGCCAACGAUUUUAGCCAAUUAGGAACUGUUUUGCAUCGUCAGAUAACAUGCAAUAUUUUUAUUAGUGAAGAAGCAUUGAAAAAAUAUAAUUUGACCAUAUGUGGACCCUACGAUGAAUUUUUGGAUGAUUUUGUCCCUCUUGAAAACAACGUUGCGAAGAGUGACAAUGUUGUUGUGUCACGGAAGUGUUUAAGCACAAUAUCUGAACAGCUCUCUAUACUUGAAAAUUACAUAAAUAAGACGCAAUAUCAAGAAGCAGGGCCAGGUAAGACAGAAGAGAAGAAAUACGUUGUGUUGCCUGAAGAUAAGCCCGAACUUGUGGAGUUUUUCUCCCAUCUUAAAACUAGUGAGCAAUUGCAAGAGAUUUACAAUGGUUAUAGAGUAUACGAGACACUCUUACAGAAAUUCGAUGGCCAGAAAGAGAAAAUGCACUCCUUUUUGCACGAAGGUACCUCAGUCCCAGAGGGCGAAAGUAUGGAGCAAAUAGCACUAUUUGAAGAACCAAAGGAAAAGAAGGAAGCUUUAGCAACGCCAGACGAUCGGUCAUUACGUGUUGAUGUAAAUCAUGAAGAUAAUUCACUGCACUUUAUAUUGUACAACAACGCAGACUUGAUAGUUCCAGGGAAUUGCACAUUUGAAUUCUCUAGUUCUGCUUCCAAAGUAUACAGUAUCAAAAUGGGGCCACACGAAAUAGGCCCGAAAGGACAAAAAGAACUAUGGUAUUUUCCAUCUUUAUCUGCUCCGCUUGUCGAUUACACAGUUAAAAUCAUUAACCAGAAUGGAGAUGUCAUUUUUAUCGGUAAAUGUACCGAAUCAAAUGAAGUAACUUUGAAAUCCGCGUUAUCCUCUUUUUCGACGGGUAGUUUCCAUACGUUACAGGACCCAAAUAAUGUUUUCCGUGCAGACGCACUCUCUUCGUUUGAUGAAUCAAGUGUUAUGAGCUCCCCUUUUCCAAAUGAGAUAGACGAGAUCUAUGAUUCUGGGUCUACGUUAAAUAGACCAUUCACGUGGGAAGAAAUAUAG
Saccharomyces kudriavzevii IFO 1802 is the source of this 1239-nucleotide messenger RNA. RefSeq names its product Atg34p (gene ATG34). Bases 1 to 1239 code for a protein of 412 amino acids. The transcript has a single exon. Lineage: Eukaryota; Fungi; Ascomycota; Saccharomycetes; Saccharomycetales; Saccharomycetaceae. The record is from RefSeq and is a predicted model, not a curated record.